Molecule: messenger RNA, 1324 nt
Organism: Jatropha curcas
Lineage: Eukaryota; Viridiplantae; Streptophyta; Magnoliopsida; Malpighiales; Euphorbiaceae
Gene: G1
Product: transmembrane protein G1P-related 1
Biological process (GO): protein-heme linkage; cytochrome complex assembly
Cellular component (GO): plasma membrane
Molecular function (GO): heme binding
Source: RefSeq, a predicted model, not a curated record
CUCGCUUGUACCUUGGUUACAAUUUUUAAGAAUAAAACGAUAGGGCGUUUUGUACGUUGAUAAUUAUAAUUUAUGCCUCGGUCUUCCUGCGAUUUUCAAUUGGCCGCCAUAAUAUCCGCCUCCUUCACAAAAACCCCACAAAGAAAAACCCUUUAAUAACUACUUUUUGCACUUUCUCUGAAAUUUUCUCCAACUUUCCCGAGAAAAAAAACAUGGCCUUUCGCUCCUCCCUACUACGCCUCAGAUCCCAUCUCCUCCGCUCCACUACCACGAUUAAUGCCAGCAGGCUGUUCCACUUGAAUUCUCCAAUUCUUUCAACAAUAAAAUCAGAACGCUUGAUUCUCUCCCCUGUUUCAGAUCUCCGCACAAUCUCUACCGAAUUUCCUUCACUUUUCGGUCCUCGAUUCUUCUCCACCGUUCGCCGUCAGCCCACCCGGUCAAAGACCGUCGACAUAGGGGCCCGAGCCCGUCAACUCCAAACUCGCCGCCUAUGGACAUACGCUUUAACGUUCAGUUGCAUCGCGGGUUUUAUCGUUAUCGUUCUAAACAACUUUCAAGACCAAUUAGUCUUUUAUGUGACGCCAACAGAUGCAAUGGAAAAAUACAAAGAAAAUCCACAAAAGAACAAAUUCAGAUUAGGUGGUUUAGUUCUCGAAGGAAGUGUAGUUCAACCUGCUUCUUCACCAGAAAUGGAGUUUGUGAUUACAGAUUUGAUCACUGAUAUUUUAGUAAGGUAUCAGGGAUCGCUACCGGACUUGUUUAGAGAAGGACAUUCCGUGGUCGUGGAAGGGUUUGUGAAACCAUUCACAGAGGAAUUAAAGAAGGAGGUCGGCGCAAAGAGCGUUUCAGGGAAAGCGAGGAGCAUAGACUGUUACUUUUCGGCUACAGAGGUUUUAGCUAAGCAUGACGAGAAGUAUAUGCCUAAAGAGGUGGCAGCAGCAAUUGAGAAGAAUAAGAAAUUAAUUGAGGCUGGCGAAGAAAUUAAAGAGGAAGCUGGGUGAACUAAACUAAUUGGUAAGCUUCCAAUUUUGAUUAAUGAUAGUUGAAGGCAAUGGAUUAAUGGAUACCCAUUUUUUUUAUUGUAAUGCUUUGUCUGAAGUCACACAUUUAUAUGAAGGAGGAGAGAGAGGUCAUAAUUGGGUGCUUAUAGAAAUUGUUCUUAUAAUUUUUUAGGUCAAAGAUACACAAUUGAUUUUAUGGAGAGAUAAUUGGACCAUUUGGCAUCUACAUUUCGUGUUUCUGAUGUUGUAAUCCCAUAUUCAUUCAUGAACUGACAUUGCAGUUAAUUUAGAAAUGAAUAAUUCUUCCAAUUAAUAGCCAUAAA